Molecule: messenger RNA, 1458 nt
Organism: Dichotomopilus funicola
Lineage: Eukaryota; Fungi; Ascomycota; Sordariomycetes; Sordariales; Chaetomiaceae
Exons: 1
Coding region: 1-1458 (485 amino acids)
Source: RefSeq, a predicted model, not a curated record
AUGUCCGCCCAUGUCCCCGCGUGGAAGCGAUUGGGCCUCAAGCUCAAGGGACCUGCGUCGGCCGAGACCAUUCCCAGCUCGGGCAGCCCCAAUGCGCGCGCAAAACCGUCUGCGCAGGUCCCCAACUCGAAUUCGAAUGCACACGCACACGCUCAGAACGGCCGAGUAAACGGAAGUCCGGCGAGCGCCUUAAAACGAAAACAACCAGGCUCCGCGCCCGCCCCGAAUGCCGCCUUGUCGGCGCAAACGCCAAGCAAGAAGCAACGGAAAGACGACGGAUCGGCGCCGGACCAGGCGACGAUCGCGACCCCCUCGUCACUGAAGAAGUCGGUCUCAUUUUCCGACGGGACCAAGUCCGGCGAUAAGGCCAAAAAGAACAAGCCCAAGACCAAGGCAAAGAAGGCCAAGAAGGCGGCCGAGGCAACCCAAGCCGACUUCAGCCUCGAACCCUCCCUAGUAUACCUACGCCAGUGGCAUACCGCACGCGACUCGUGGAAGUUCAACAAGAACCACCAGACGCUCCUGAUCAAGUACCUCUUCGACGGCGACAAAAUCCCCUCCGCCGACGUCCCCGUCUUCUACCAGUACAUCCGCGACCUCAAGGGCUUCGUCCGCACGAGACUCCGCGAGACGGCUACCGAAAUACAACACAAAGACAUGGAGGCCGGUGCGGGGGCGUUCCCGGCCGCCCUCAAGGACAAGGAGACCAAACAGAAGGAAUACGAAGACACAAUAGCCCGCUUCCUGCGUGACCUCCACCAGUACCAAGAACACCAACAAAAAGAACAACAAGCCAAUGGCACACUAUCCAAGCACAAAAAUGCCAACGGCAAACGCACCCUCGAUGAAGUCGAAUACGUCCUGCGCGUCGGCACCCCGGAAAUCAAACAGCGCCUCCUCAAACGCAUCCGCGCCGAGCUCGUCCUUGACUCCCUCUCCGACAGCGAAGAUAGCACCAGCAGCACCACCAGCGCCGCUGAUUCCGUCGCUGGCACGUCUACCACCAGUACCACCACCAUUACCGCCGGCACGGCCGUCGCUGCCCGGCGUAGCGACGGGCAGCCUGCGAAGCGCCGCCGGCUGCGGAAUGUGAGGACGGAUAUUGGGGAUGAGGAUGAGGAUAGUAGCGAUAGCAGCUCGUCUGAGUCGGAAGACGAGUCUAACGAUGAUGAAGAAGAUGAGGAAGAUGAAAGCGAUUCAGACGAUGACGACAGCAGCAGUACCAGCACCAGUGAAAGCGAAGAAUCAGAGGAAGGUGAUGCGAUGGAUGUAGACCAAGCACCUGGGGGUCAGGUCGACGAUUCAUCGAGUUCGAGCAGCAGUUCGUCAGAGGACGAAGAUGAUGAUGAGGACGAUGACAACGACGAUGAUGAUGACGAAGCCGAAUCUGGGGCCGGAGUGGCAUCUGCGUCGGAUGAGGAGAGUGACGGGGUAGGGAGUAGCAGUGGUGAGGACUGA